Molecule: messenger RNA, 1410 nt
Organism: Brachypodium distachyon (stiff brome)
Lineage: Eukaryota; Viridiplantae; Streptophyta; Magnoliopsida; Poales; Poaceae
Exons: 1
Coding region: 93-848 (251 amino acids)
Source: RefSeq, a predicted model, not a curated record
UCGGAUCUCUCCGCUUCUCGGAUCGUUCAAUUCGCGCUCCACUCUCCCACACGCUGCUAGAGCCUAGAGACGACCAAGCCACCCCUCGAGAGAUGAGAGGGCGAGAGGCGCCUCGUCCUCCCGGUGGCACGGAGACGCCCACCAGCAACAACAACCCGCAGAUGAGCCCGCUCCGCAUCACGCACGACGGCGAGUUCUACGCGCGGCUGCUCACCAAGGAGAUCGCCAGCGGCGGCUCCCUCGGCUCCAACCCGCACUCCUUCCGCUACUACGGCCCCGGCCCUGGCCCCGUGCCCUUCGGCUGGGAGUCCCAGCCGGGCACGCCCAAAGACGCCCCCUGCUGCCGCCGGACGCUGCCCCAGGCAGCAGACCCCGCCGUCGCAGACGUCGUCCCGGCCAUCACCCCUCCGCCGUCCUACUACCACCUGCGUUCCGCGCCGCCAAACGCCCACAGCGGCAGGAUGAGCCGCAGUGGCCGCAAGACGAGCAAGCUGCAGGGCGGCGGCAGCAAGAGCAAGUGCUGCUACUGCGGCUGCGGCUACGGCAGGAAGCUCAAGUGGAGCGUCAAGAUCGGCUUCAUCGCGGCCCUGUUCCGCCGGAUCGUGCUCGGCAAGUCCCGGGUGUCGUCCGCGCCGUCCGUGCAGUCUUCGUCGUCCACCCGCUGGCUCUUCUCCGGCUCGAGCAGCCAGGAAGAGACUGCCGGUGUUUACGAUCAUGACUACGACCACUACGAGCAGCCGGCGACGAAGGGGGUGCUCCGCCUCGGCCUCGGGGUGCGGCAGACCCCGUGGAUGGUGCAGUUCUGCGGCGGCCGGAGGGAGGCCGGCUGGGUGCACGGCUGGCCGUAGGCGGCGCCGUCCGUCCGGUCGCUGUGAUCAAGUUUCAGCCGUGGUUUUGGCCAUGCACCUGCUUUAAUUAAAGUGAUCUAGUAUACGGGUUGAUGUGGAUCGUUGGAUCCAUUCGUUCCUGCUCAAUGUUUCCUGUCGCAUCCAGUGUCUGACAUGAUGUGUAGUGUUCCAAGCGUCCAACAUAAGUGCGUGCAUUUGCAGGGUUCGGUUUGGUCGUUUAGCGUUGGCGUGUUCUUGCUGCUACGCAGGCGGCAGGCCCCCGGCUGGACACGGGGAACACAAGCGUAUCGGCGUUUUGCCUUUGGAAAUUGGAACCUUCAAUUAGUUCAUGUUGUCUAGAGGCAUGUGGACUAUGGAAAAGAUGCAUGUUGUCGAAUGUCGAUCGCGACUAGUAUGCCGGCUGGCAGUUCCACGUGCCUCGGGGUCUCGAAUUAUUCCAACUCUUUUCAUGUCAAUUCACUUGCCUUGGCGUUCUGGGAGGUGUUGUUGAUGCCUUGAUGGCUGCAACUAUUUUCAUGUCAAUUAUUCCAACUCUUUUCAUGUCAAUACAGUAUCUUGAUUU